AUGAAAGACAAAUCUAGUAACUCAGUGUUACAUGACGCAGCCUGGGGAGGCAAUGUUCAAAUAGUAAAACUACUGAUUGAGAAAAAGAUGGACGUCAAUGCUCUACAUGGAGAUGGUGAAACAAUUUUACAUCAGUGCUGUCGUUCUGGUAAAAUGGAGAUGUGUGAACAUUUGGUCAAUCAUUUUCCAGAUUUAUUGGAAAUAAAAGACAAUAGAGGACAAACAGUGUUACAUUCAGCUUGCUGGGGAGGAAGUGUUGAAAUUGUUUCCUUUCUUAUAGAAAAAGGAAUGAGCAAUAAUACCUUGUCAGAUGAUGGUAAAAGUAUCCUGCAUAUAACCUGUCUCAAUGGGAAGUUUGAAGUUUGUGAGUACUUAGUUGAGAAUUGUCCCCAUCUAUUAGACGUCAAAGACAAAUCUAGUAACACAGUGUUACAUGAUGUCGCCUGGGGAGGCAAUGUUCAAAUAGUAAAACUAUUGAUUGAGAAAAAGAUUGACAUCAAUGCCCUACAGGAAAAAGGUGAAUCAAUUUUACAUCACUGUUGUUGUUCUGGUAAAAUGGAGAUGUGUGAGUAUUUGUUCAAUCAGUUUCCAGAUUUAUUGGAGAUAAGGGACAAUAGAGGAUGGACAGUGUUACAUUCAGCUUGCUUGGGUGGAAAUGUAGACAUAGUUUCUUUUCUAUUAAACAAAGGAUUAGACAUCAAUGCGUUGUCAAAUGUUGGUGAAAGUGUACUACAUGUUGCUUGUCUGAAUAGUAAACAUGAUGUUUGUAGGUAUUUAUUAACGAAUUAUCCAGACUUGUUAGCAGUAAAAGAUAAACAAGGUAAAUCAGUGAUAGUCAUUGCCGCUGAACAAGGUGACAUAGACCUGAUUCAUAUUUUGAGAGAAAGUCGCCAUUAG
Molecule: messenger RNA, 897 nt
Organism: Saccostrea cuccullata (small rock oyster)
Lineage: Eukaryota; Metazoa; Mollusca; Bivalvia; Ostreida; Ostreidae
Product: putative ankyrin repeat protein RF_0381
Exons: 1
Coding region: 1-897 (298 amino acids)
Molecular function (GO): protein binding
Source: RefSeq, a predicted model, not a curated record